AGAACACUGUACACAUAAGUAUGAGAAUGAUUGAAACUGUAUAAGGGUAUAAUAUGUCUUUUUACCGGUCAAGAUAUUCAUCUCGAUUGGCUAAGAGAAGAAGCGGGUAGAGUGGAUGAGCUUGCCAUAGUAACACUGAUAUACACAUUUUGUUGCCGGCUGGCUGGGUCAACCGGUAGCUUGAUUGGUAUUCAAGAGAAAUAGAAUGAAUGUUGUGAGGAAAUGUCUUUUUAAGUAUAGGUCCAACUCGGCCCGGUUCAACAAACCCAAUCGGUUAAUAAAUAAAUAAGCCUAGCUUAGAAAACCCUCCCUCCAUAACAAGCAGACAUACACUCACAUUAUUAGGGUUAUUCGAGAACUAUAUAUCUCAUUUCAAGCUUCAGAUACAUCAAGAAUCACUAUCAACAAUGGCGCUUGAUAUUCUCGGAGAUCGUCAAUCUGGUCGCACUCAAAACAGUCAGUCUGUUUCGAAUAUCGUCAAGACUAAUUCACUAGGUCCUGUUAAGGCUGAUGGAGACAACAGUAGUGACAGUGAAGACAAGUAUGACUCAGAAAUGGAUAGUAUGAAUAUGGAGAGCGAGGAAGAUGGUUUUGGAAACGGUACCAUUGGAGAGGAUGAGGAUGAAAGCGAGAGUGAUGAUGACGAUGGCGAUGACGGAGAUGAUGAUGAUGGUAUGGGAAUGAAAGUAGAAGACAUCAAUCAUGCUGAUAUGGAAGAGCUUGAGAAGGAGUACAAAGAUCUCCAAAACAAAGAACAAGACCUUUUCAGAAACAUAAGACGUGACCAAGACGAUGAUAUUCUCAAAGGUCAAGCCGUAAAAAAUCAAAGGGCUCUUUGGGACAAAACUCUUGAGUUCAGAUUCUUGCUACAGAAGUCUUUCUCAACCUCAAACCGACUUCCACAGGAGCCAGUGCGAUCUGCUUUCUGCAAUUCUAGUGAAGAAGUUAAAGAAGCUUAUUCAGACCUAAUUGAUUCAACUAAGAAAACCCUCGACUCCAUUCUUAAAUUGCAGGAGAUACUGGUGGAGAAAAACCCGUCAAUUAUGGAUGCAGCAACUGAAGAAGGUGAUGCUGCACGAUCUUCUAAAAGCUCAGAUGCUUUUAGGAACUCAACUGAAGAAGAUGAAGAAUGGUUUCAGAUUUCUCAAAUGCAAUCUAGAAUUGCUCCUUUUAGAAACAUUUCCGUGGAUAAGUGGCAGAGGAAGACACAGGUGACAAGUGGUGCAGCCGGCAUGAAAAAUAAAUUUCAAGCCUUUAAUCAGAAUAUCAGUGAUCAAGUUGCAUCAUACAUGCGGGACCCAAGUAGAAUGAUAAAAGGGAUGCAGCAAAGGAGAUCUGUUGUCCCGGUUUUUGGUGAUGUUUCUAAUAAGGAUAAGGAUGAGGCAAUGAAUGCUGAUGGUGAUCCUGAACUACUUGAUGAUUCCGAGUUCUAUCAACAAUUACUUAGAGAAUUUUUUGAAACUGUUGAUGCGGGAUCAUCUGAGACUGCAUUUUAUGCUCUGAAGAGAUUACAAACUAAAAAACGCAAAAUUGUCGACAGGCGUGCUUCCAAAAGCCGAAAGAUCAGGUAUCAUGUUCAUGAGAAGAUUGUGAAUUUCAUGGCUCCUGAGCCCAUGAACAUACCUCCAAUGGCCCCUAAAUUAUUUGAGAACUUAUUUGGCCUCAAAACCCCCAAACCUGCUUCAGUAGUAUCUUAAGAAGAAGCCAAAUCCAAAUUUUUAUAAAUUUUGUAGAUCUUUAUUUUGCAGUGGAACUUGACUUAAGUUGCAAAUUUUAGUAAAUUACAAAUAGGCCUAUUUCACAAAAAUGUGAUACUUGAAAUUUGUAAUUUGCAUUUUCUAUAUCAUUUGACAAUAGUAUGCUUGGUUUUUAAGUUGUA
Messenger RNA from Helianthus annuus (common sunflower), 1879 nucleotides. RefSeq lists its product as uncharacterized. The coding region runs from base 408 to 1697 and encodes 429 amino acids. NCBI's taxonomy places the organism in Eukaryota, Viridiplantae, Streptophyta, Magnoliopsida, Asterales, Asteraceae. The record is from RefSeq and is a predicted model, not a curated record. The transcript is spliced from 15 exons. Gene Ontology annotation, cellular component: nucleus; nucleolus.